AUGCUUUUAGCUAUGCGGUCGCAACGGGUCGCGUUCGGCUGGCAGCUCGCCCAGGUACAGCGGCUCGUCGAACAGUUAGGCGGUCACCCUUUAGUCAGUACUGAUUUUCCGUCUCUUCCUCUUGCAGUAACUCCGACCGAGAGGAGAAUGAAUGCAGGCGAAGACAGUACCGAACAGGAGGGGCAAGUGUCAGCCACAAGACCAAGGAAGACUGCGCUCGCAAUAUCAGGUCACGGCUCCGGUGAUGGUGAACAAAAGCCUCAGGAGAGACAGCUCGUGUCAUGCUCCACCUGGGCAGCUGUUGCCGGCCGAGAUACUCACACAGAUACAGAGAGACAAGAGGAUAUGCCGGCGACGACGGCAACUCCGGAAGAACUCACGGCCGCAUCUGAUGAAUCAGCAGGGAAGCCCAUCACCGAGCCUCAGCAGCACGCUUGUGGCGGAAUCCUCGGUCGUGCUUCAGGAUGCACAUGCGCCGGAUGCGAAUCCAAGACGUCCGUGGGUGUAUCUUCACCUAAAGGCCGAGACAAAGACGGCAGCAUCGCGGUCUCGGGUCCAGAUUUCGACUUCCAGCUACUGUCUUCGGCACGCUCACGCACCACGGGGUCCAGAGCAGUACAUUCGUGUCAUUCCGACAACAGGUGCACAAAAGUUGAGGACAGAAGCACGGUCUCACUUUGUGCGGAUGCCUUGCCACCACUUUGUCCUCUGAGACUUAUCCAAUACCGUCGUCACUCUGCUUCCAUCCGCAAAGGGUCGGACGAGCUUCAGAGUCUGCAUACGCGGAUUCAGCGCAUUCGAGCUGUCGCAUCAGGCGUUCACUUUGAAGAUGCGUAUGAGGUGCUGGCGAAUGGCAAUCGUACUCAGUCGGAGCCUUCAGAAAGUGGAACUGCUGAAGUUCAAGGAGACAUGGAAAGUCCGUGCAGCAGGGCGUCUACUCUGCGUUCAAUCAAACACGUGAGGCAGUCGCUCAGUGAGGAAAUACCCCUCAGCUUGGCUGGACAAGCCUGGUGCACCGAUUCUGAGGGAACUAAAGCGGAUAGGGGACCGCUGGGAGUGGAUGACCUGGCUGUCUCUAUGAGGCUUGGCAACGGCAGUCCAAAACACCUUGGCUGCGCAGGGAGAGAGUACCCUGGUGGACAGCUAGCUGGCACAUGGGAGCGUGCCCCCCUGUCACCAUCCACUAGGGUGGAAGCGGUAGGAAAAAGUCUGCGGACAAGAGUAACAUACGAGAGUUCAGAGAACGAGGGCGGUAUGCAAACAGCUGGAGAGACCCGGGAGUACUUGCUGAAGCAACAGCGAGAACGUCAGCAAUUACUGCGGGAAGAACUGGAGAAAAGCAGGGGUGAGUUAGCGCGGAUCGAACACCUCCGACACCUUCAGGCCAAGACGCGGUUGCUUAAGCCCGCACGAGAACCGUUGCAAAUUCAGACAACUCUGCAGGUGAAAACUCCGCGAUCUUCAGAUGUUAACGGCAAUAAUGGUCGUGCACGGUCGCAAGGAGGCUGUAGUGCAUCCGCAUCUACCAUGCCUUUGUCGUUGACGCAUUCGCGCCCCAGAUGCCACGGAAAUCAGGACUUGGCCCUACGGGAAGAGUUCAAGGUGACAGAGACGAGCAUAAGUGUUCCCACUGACGAACCUAGCAUUCGUCCUUUAUCUCGCCGCUGCUUGCAUUCGCCUAGCGAGCGCUACCCUCCACUCCCACAGGAUGAUAUUCCAACACCGAGCCACAGCCCGCCUCCUCCUGUAUGCCACCCUAGGACCUGCGCUUUCCAAGACAUGCUUAUGGACUGGCGAUCUUUCGGUAGAGAUGCCGCCGGUGUCUGGAUGAAUGCACGCCUGCACGAUUCAAGGACGGGGUGCGAACAUUGUACUUAUCAACGAAACAAAAGCGGCAUUGCGAAAAACUUGGUGUGCCAGUUAUGUGGUCAAGGAGCUCAGGUGGCAGCUCAUGCCGAUAACUUACUGGUUGAUGGCGCGGCUUGUGAUGUACAUACUUCUGCUUCUGGACAGGGAGGUCACAAAUAUGGGAAAGGACGCUACCGUGGCGAAAGCAGCCAAUCUCCAAGGCACUCCCGGGACCCCGAUCGAAAUCUAGGUUGCGAAGAGGGGCGCUUCAUUGGUCAGUGCUCCCGGGUAAUGACAGGCGUUCCGAGAUCUUGGAUGAUAAGACUUCAUGAUGCAGUUGAGCCGUUUGCCGCUCGGAGAUUAGUCACUCCUCGUGUCUCGAUCACAGCGAAACCGGCGGCUCGAUGGGCAGAAUCAAUUUCUCCCAACAAUGCUGCCAGUUCUGCGUCAUCAACGGCCUCUAGUCGUGAUCAGGCUAGACGGGUUCCACGAAAAGCCUCACGAACACCACAUGUUUCUAGACAACAGCUGGCUGUCCCAGGCACAACUAUGGGACCAACGAAAAAUUUACCCAUCCACGAUACCGCUGCAAGACUGUUCCGGGCAGACGCAGAUACUGUUGCGUCCCUAUUGUGGGCAAAAAGUCUGCGGACGGAUGACGGAUUGCGGGGCACAGGAAGCAGUAGGUCACGACUCAAGGAGUCGACGACUGGUGGAGCGGCGUCUUCCUCUACGAUGCGGCCACCAACAAUUCCUCAGUCCAAGCAGCGUAACUGGAACUCGCCAACACCAUCUGCGCAAGGAUCGCGGCUCAUCGGCUCUCCAGCGACUUUACACAAGCUCCGUUUCCACUCAGCAUGCUCCGCAUUUGAGAAGGCAUUUGCUUCAAACAGUCGCGUAAGAGUGUGCAGUGAUGGCCCCCAUGGUGCACUGCCAGAUCGACCCAAUACCGCCGCCCAGGCGGAAGCGACGGCGGCCCAUGCGUACAAUGUCCGUGACAGUCAUCCCGGCGCCCGGUUGUCGACUGAGGACAUGCCGAUGAAGCCGAUCGAGGUGAAACUAAAAAUCCACGUCCCUCAAGAGAAAGCAUCAUGUCUGCGACCCAUCUGUCCGUUGACGGUCCGAAGACUAGAUCCCGCAACUCACAGAAUGUUUUUUCCAAAGGGCCAGAGGUAUUUGAACACAUUCUCGGCCGAGGUUCCCGACGACCACUCUGUAGCGGCUGUCGUCUCAGAGGGGGACACUCCUGUUGCUGUUAUACGCGUUCGCGUAACGGCUGAUGCCCCCGACAGGCCACUCUAG
Messenger RNA from Besnoitia besnoiti, 3150 nucleotides. RefSeq lists its product as uncharacterized. The record is from RefSeq and is a predicted model, not a curated record. The transcript is spliced from 3 exons. Bases 1 to 3150 code for a protein of 1049 amino acids. NCBI's taxonomy places the organism in Eukaryota, Apicomplexa, Conoidasida, Eucoccidiorida, Sarcocystidae.